Fusarium coffeatum is the source of this 3087-nucleotide messenger RNA. RefSeq lists its product as uncharacterized. NCBI's taxonomy places the organism in Eukaryota, Fungi, Ascomycota, Sordariomycetes, Hypocreales, Nectriaceae. Gene Ontology annotation, biological process: regulation of transcription by RNA polymerase II. The transcript is spliced from 2 exons. The coding region runs from base 1 to 3087 and encodes 1028 amino acids. The record is from RefSeq and is a predicted model, not a curated record. Gene Ontology annotation, molecular function: transcription coregulator activity. Gene Ontology annotation, cellular component: SAGA complex.
AUGGCGCCAGUUGGACCCAUCGUCCAGCAAAAUGUCGCCAACAAAGUGAAGCGCCCCAUCCCUCCUGGCAUCCAGACGAACGGCGCGACAACACCAUCGAAAUCAUCACCAUCACCGUUAAUGUCCGCCAAGAAACCGCCGCCAAGUGCGAAGCAGCCGCCACAUUCGGCCAGCGACAGGGCCAUCACGGCAUCAUCCGUUCGACCUGUCAACCGAGCUCGACGAGAAACAGCAUCGCAACUACAAGGUCGGCAUUCUAGGAACAGUGCCGGCCUGCGAUCAGCGUCUAUGGCGGCGGAUCAAAUGGCCCACGAUACGGAACCUCGACCCUAUGUGGUCACAGACCAAUACAUCUUGAGCAAGUUCGCUGGCCGACCUCCGUCUUUAAUCGUACAUCUGCAUCCCAACCAUUUCCGAUUCGAUAGCCAAGAUGGCAUGUUUCCAUACAAGUCACCCAUGAAGAUUUUCGUCGACCACGUCAAAGCCCGCACAGUCCCUCAUGAUCUUCUUUCCUGGUUUAACGAUGCGGGUGUGUCGUUUUACGAUGGAUGCCUUAUCGUUCAACUUCACGAUCACAAAUCUCUUACCCAAGCUAAAGAUGUUACUAAGCCUGCUUCAACCAAGGGUUCCACGGUGGCAUCGUCGAUUCAUAACUAUAACCAAUGGCUAACUCCCUCCCCGAAUGUCCCUUUCCCUCAAGAAGGGUCGCCGAAUAUAGACGGGAAGCCAAAGCCAGGUAAUGCUGCAGAAAAGGAAGAAUCUCCAAUGCCAGCCCCUGAAGAGCAGAAGGAAAAGGCUAAGAAGCCGCGUGUCUUCACGGUCGUUCUCCAUCCUACACCAGAAAGCUUGCAGAUGGAUUUGAUUAUCAAGGCGUCUACCCCUCAAGGGGCCAACGAUGUAUCGGGGCAACCCCCUUCGACUCCCAUGUCUCUGGUUCCACCAACACCGACUGCUGCCAGCAUGCCGCCUCCUGCAAAGCGUCAAAAGCGUGAAAAAACAGAACUCGACAGUAGCAACAUCCAUGAGGCAGAGGGUCAAAUCCUCCUUGCUACAAAUGCACCGUUGGUGCUUGAUCCCACUAAUACAAUAGAAGAAACCAUAAUCCUGUUGGAGGCGAUGAGUCACCCCAAACACUCACAUGCUCCUCCAGAACCGAAGACGCGCAAGCGAACUCGCGCCGAGAUGGCUGCGGACGAAGCACAAGCUGCAGAGACAGAACGUUUUAUGCUCUAUGCAGACUCGCGUUUGGCGCCCAGCGCAAAUGGUGUGCAAAAUGGUGGCACAGCGGACGUCGACGCUUCUAAUGGUGCAUCGACAUUUGAGCCAAGAUUUGAGCGCUUCAAGAUUCUUGACGAGAUCAAAGCACAGCAUAAUGAGAAGAAGGAGCAAGAUAAACUUAAGCAGCAAGAAGCGGACCGAAAGCUACAGCAACAGAGAGCGCAAAUGCAACAAGAGGCCGUCCAGAACGCUCAAAAGCAAGCCCAAGAAGAACGAAAUCGCCGUGAAGCUGCGGCCAGAGAGAACUCAAUGCGACAGGCUGAACAACAACGACAGGCACAAGCACAAGCUCAGGCUCAAGCUCAGGCCCAGGCUCAACAAGCUCGUGCACAAGCUGCAAGCCAGGCUGGCCAGACCAAUCAAAAUGGUCAGAGACCCAAUGGAAACCAACAACAACAUGGUCAUCCUCAAACGAAUGGAGUCAAUAAUAAUGCCGUGGGCACUCCUCAAAUGGCCAACACCAUGCCGCCACAGGCACAGCCUCGUUUCCAAGCCCAAAUUUCACAACCACCAGCAUCUUCUCCCGUGGCUCGACAAGGAACUCCUCAACACAUGUCGUCUCCCAUGGUUGGAAGUGUCCCUAUGCAGCAGACCAACUCCGGCAUGGCAAACAGUCCUCCACGGCCAUCAUCUAUUGUUCAGAACCCGGCCGCUAUGUCUGUUCCUAUGACUCACAAUAUGUCGUCCAGAGGGAGCCAACAAAGUCACCCCUCAGGGACACCGAGGAUGCCUCAUUCAACCCCCAACAUGGCGCAAGGAACGCCCGUCAAUCGGCCCGCUAUGACCGCCACUCCUCGCAUGACCCAGGUCAGCCCGCCACCGGCUAUGAUGGCACAAAACUCGCAACCUGGCCAAGGCAUGAUGAUGAACAACCCAGGCAUGAACCAGCAAAACCAACAAUUAGCUGCACAGCUUGCACAGCAGCGUGUUCUUCAGCAGCAGCAGCAAUUGUUACAUAACAUGAAUAAUGGCAACAUGAGUCAGAUGAGCCCGCAGCAACAACAUUCGAUGAUGCAGAUGAUGCAGAGGCAGUUGAUUGCUCAGCAACAGCAAGGCAACAUGCUGUCCCCUCAACAGCAGCAACAGCAGCAGCAGGUUGCUGCCCAGUAUGCCCAGCAAAUGCAGAACAUGCAGGGCAACCAAAUGCGUCAAUUCCCACCGCAGAUGCAGGCACAGUUGCAGCAAAUGAUUCGUAUGAACCAAAUGAAUAAUGGUCAAAUGGGCAACAGUCCUAUGCAGCGCCAAGUCAGUGAGCAGAUGAUGAAUGGAAACAACAACAUCCAAGCUUUUCAGGCAAUGCAGCAGCAGCAGCAGGUGCAACAACAGCAACAGCAGGCGCAACAACAGCAGGCGCAACAACAGCAGCAGCAGCAGCAGCAGCAGCAGCAGCAUCCUCAACACCAAAUGGGGCAAAUGGGUGCUAUGGGUCAGCAAGGGGCCCUUCAGCUCCAAGUACAGGCCCAGGCUAGAACCAUAUAUCAACGAAUGGUCCAAUCCGCAGCCGUCAAGCACGGCGGAACGGAUAAAAUCCCGCAGGAGCUGUUCAAUAAGAUGAAGACCGCUAGUAUGAGUCAGGCUUCAACAAUAGUACAGCAGCAUAUGCACCAACGCAGGCAACAGCAUAACAUGCAACAGCAGCAUAACAUGCAGCAGCAAAUCCAGCAGCAACAAAUGCAGCAGAUGCAACAACAGCAAAUGCAGCAGCAGAUGCAGCAGCAACAAAUGCAACAACAACAUUUGCAGCAGCAGCAUAAUAUGCAACAGAUGCAAGGGAUGAAUGGCAUGAUGGGUGGCCCUCAGGGGAUGUAA